AAUUCCGAUCGGAAUUGAUUCCGACAAAUGCAUAAUACGUGCCCAGGAACAGAAAACAAACGGCAUGUCUACUUCCACCAUGGUUCCCCCUGCAUGCCUGAGAGAACACCCCCUCUUUCCUAAAGUAGGACUUUAUACUUCGUCCCUCUAUGCCUAUGUUCGUGGUUAAAACCCACUGCAGUAAAAAACGCUAUAUGUAAACUUAGCUUGAUGGUGAAUAUACUCGCUGGCUGACAAGUUGAUUUCAUAACCUAAAAAUACUAUUAUUUUUUUAACUGAACAUUAACGAAUGAAGUUCGAGUAUUCGAAUAUGGAUGGAGAAAAAUAAUUUACCUCAUCAAUGGCUAUGAGAAAGAGGAGUGGAUCUGGCACCAAACGUCAACACAAGUGCAAGUUGGUGCCAAUCUAUGAGAGUUUUUUCAAAGGCGAAGAUCUGACAUUGGCUCAUCCAAAUUUCUGGAAUGAACUAUUUCUUAUUAAACCAAUGAUACCUCACAUCGAAAAUGAGAUUCUGCAUAUGACAUCAGAACAACUGAAUGCUAGCAAGGAAAAUUUAAAUGCAUUGGUGUGUCAUUGCGUUGAUACGUUGGUUGAUGAGCAUCCAUUUAGAAUAGUGUAUGCAUUGCAAACUUUAGCAGCCGUCAUCCAGUCUAUGUACAAGAAGGCGAACCAGGGGGAUUAUGGGUUUAAUUUGAUAGAUAUUCUAGUGGGCUUUGAUUCUGCAGAACAGAGGAUGACAACGUUAAUGCAGCAUUGUAAUAAUUUUCUAACAGGUGAAUAUCCGGAUAGUUUGAAAGCUCUGUGCCUGAAAUUGUUAUUAAUAAUAGUUACUGGUAUGGAUAAUAUCAACCAAAACACCUUACUGGAAUAUGUGAUGCUAAAUAGUGUUUUUGAAUCACUAAUUCAAUUACUAAGAGAUACACCUGCUAGAAACUGCCAUGGGCACGAUGCGGUUUUACUGUUAACGCUUCUAGUCAACUACCGGAAAUAUGAAAGUGCAAAUCCCUAUAUCGUCAAAUUAUCAAUUUUGGACGAUGAAUUGGCCUUAAAUGGAUAUGGGCAAGCCAUAUCAAGUUCGUUAACGGAGUUUUGCCGACAAUUCGCUCAACAAAGAGCAGAGAUACAAGCGUCUUGGCUGUCUUCCUUAACUAGCAUAGUUGGUAGUAUGUUUGUCGGGGAGGAGGAAGCAAAAACGCAACAAGUUCGCGCGAACAACGCUUUACUUCUAGCUCUGUAUGAGGCUACACACUUAAAUCGUAAUUUUGUAACUACUCUGGCCUACACGCAAAGCGACACUAGUGCGCCUCCGUCACCGAAUAACACUCUGGGUCCAAAUGCGGUGGCUCCCGGUGCCUCACCGCCUGACGUGAUGGCUCAGCCGUUCAAUUUACUAGCAACUUUUCUGCAGUAUUGUUCGAUAGUUAUGCAAGUGAUUCGAACGGAAGCCAUAAUGAAUAACGUAAAACUAUGUUUUCUGAUACUAAGUUGCAUCGCGGAGGACCAAUAUGCAAAUAGUUUGAUGCACGACGCAAAUCUGGCGUUCAGAGUUCAGUUACACAGAGUACCGAUGCACCACAGAAAGUUGCAGGAAAAAGCGGCGCCUGCUCAACCACUCGCAGCCACGUUACUUGACUUGCUUGUUGAAUUCGUAACAUCGCAUAUGAUGAAGAAAUUUCCACUUGAAUUGUAUCAUCAAUGUAUCGGCGUUCUACAAAGAUUGCUAUGUUAUCAGAAGAGGUGUCGCGUCAGGCUUGGUUAUCAGUGGCGGGAUCUCUGGACAGCAUUAAUCAAUUUGCUUAAAUUUUUAACAACGCACGAAAGCCAUCUUAUUAAGAAAAUGAACAUAUUUCCGUUAGCUAUUCAGGUGGUGAACAUCUUAAACUUUUUUAUUACGUAUGCUGAUACAUUCCUAUCGUCUCCCAAUAGUUAUGAUGAAUUAUUUUAUGAAAUUAUUCGUAUGAGACUUAUCUUCACCAAUCUAAAUGCCAUGGCACUCAGGUAUUCAACUAGUGAAUCGUAUGAAUACAAGGAACACGCGCUCAAAUUAACGAAUUCUCUCGUUAAUGUGAGAGACAUUGUAAAUCAUUUUCCACCAAAGAUAGCUGCGUGGCUAGCGAAAGAAAGUUUAUCGACGCCGACAGAGCAACAAAUUCUAGCUAUUAUAAUACAGAAUUAUGAUAGUCUCGCUUUAAAACUGCAGGAUAAUCUGGAUCAGUACGAGAGAUAUUCGGAAAAGCCUAAUCAUACCGCAUUUUUUGAGGAAAUGGUGACUGGAGUAAUAGUGGAUACACGGGCUUCGAUAGACCUUAAUACUUUAGAUACACAAACUAUAUUGGAAGAGCUUUCAAAUAUGUCAUAAUGUAAAAGUGUGUACAUUGCAAUAUAUUUUCAAUAUUGUGACUAUUCUGUUAUAACAUAUCCUUCUCUUACGUAUAUCCAUAGUUUUUCUUAUAAAUUAGUCAAAAAAGUUAGACAUAUCAUUACGGAAAUAUAUACCUUGAGUUUCUCUUUA
Molecule: messenger RNA, 2512 nt
Organism: Solenopsis invicta (red fire ant)
Lineage: Eukaryota; Metazoa; Arthropoda; Insecta; Hymenoptera; Formicidae
Product: armadillo-like helical domain-containing protein 3
Exons: 12
Coding region: 341-2359 (672 amino acids)
Biological process (GO): regulation of Golgi organization
Cellular component (GO): cytosol
Source: RefSeq, a predicted model, not a curated record